This is a messenger RNA of Frankliniella occidentalis (western flower thrips), 4612 nucleotides long. RefSeq names its product ethanolamine-phosphate cytidylyltransferase (gene Pect). Lineage: Eukaryota; Metazoa; Arthropoda; Insecta; Thysanoptera; Thripidae. Gene Ontology annotation, molecular function: ethanolamine-phosphate cytidylyltransferase activity. Bases 181 to 1365 code for a protein of 394 amino acids. Gene Ontology annotation, cellular component: cytoplasm. The transcript has 8 exons. The record is from RefSeq and is a predicted model, not a curated record. Gene Ontology annotation, biological process: phosphatidylethanolamine biosynthetic process.
GUGCUGCAGACCGUCGUGUCGUCUCCGUCCCGUCGUCUGGUCUCUCUGAGUCAGUCAGUCAGAGAGCACGACGGGGGAGGAGGCCGCUACCGCUGCGCUCUGUCGUGACGCGUUCAUUCACUCGGGUGCGGAUACUCGCUCCCGCAUCCACGCAGUGCAUCGCCGUGCAAUUCUGCCGACAUGUCGGAGCCGCAGGGCAAAAGGAGAACGGUCCGGGUGUGGUGCGACGGCUGCUAUGACAUGGUCCACUUUGGCCAUGCCAACUCACUGCGUCAAGCAAAAGCGCUAGGAGAUUACUUAAUUGUUGGGGUACACACCGAUGAAGAAAUUUCAAAACACAAAGGACCCCCUGUCUUCAGUCAAGAAGAAAGAUACAAGAUGGUGCGAGGAAUCAAAUGGGUUGAUGAGGUAGUCGAAGGAGCCCCGUACGUCACAACUCUUGAGACACUUGAUCGCUAUGGUUGUGACUUCUGUGUUCAUGGUGAUGAUAUUACCAUGACCGCAGAUGGGGUUGACACAUACCAUUUGGUUAAAGCUGCAGGCCGCUACAAGGAGGUGUCAAGAACAGCCGGUGUUUCAACUACAGAUGUGGUUGGCCGAAUGCUACUCUUGACCAGAGAACAUUUCCGUCAAGGUGAACGUGAAUAUGAAGUAAGCCGUGAGUCAUCAUCUACAAUGGGUAUGGACUCAACAGCCCGAAGUCCGUGGACAGGAUGCUCUCAAUUUUUACCCACCACUUCAAAAAUAAUCAAUUUUAGUAAUGGCAAAGAACCCCAGCCAACUGACAGAAUUGUCUAUGUGGCUGGAGCAUUUGAUGUUUUCCAUGUGGGACACCUUGACUUUUUAGAACAAGCACGAAAACAUGGAGAUUUCCUUAUUGUUGGUCUCCACACAGAUCCAGUUGUUAAUAGGUAUAAGGGUAGUAACUAUCCUAUUAUGAACCUCCAUGAACGAGUUCUUAGUGUCCUCGCAUGCAAGUAUGUUUCAGAGGUUGUUAUUGGCGCCCCAUAUGCUGUAACUCAGGAUCUCAUGGAACAUUUUAAAGUUAAUGUAGUUUGCCAUGGCAAAACUCACAUCCCAGCAGACAUGGAUGGCAGUGAUCCUUACAUUGAGCCUAAAAAGAGGGGCAAAUUUAUUAUUGUUGAUUCCAAGAAUGAUAUGACUACAGAGAAAAUAGUCGACAGAAUUAUAAUGCAUCGCCUUGAAUAUGAAGAGAGGAACAAGAAAAAGGAAAAAAAGGAGCUUGCCGCGUUUGAGGCUCAUAAAAAAAGUAUACAAAGUAAUACACCUUGCAAAAAUCACAUCAGUAAUACCAGUCUGAACAACACUAUGGGAAGUUCUCAACCUACAAACGUUUCAAACUAGUUUUUUUCCCCAUUGUCAUAUUCCUGUAUAUCUUGUCUCUUAAAGGCCAAGGAGAAGAUAUUCUAUUUUAUGAACGUGUUUGCAUAAAAUUGUUCAAUCAACUGCUCACCCAAUUUUGUAAAAUGCGAAUACCUACAUUUAUAUGUUCUAUUGUUUUAAAUUAUGGCUACCUAAGUUUGGAUCAUUCCAUAAUAGUGGUUUUGCAAUGAAAUUUAUUCUGGUAGUUGUAGCUCCAUUUUCUUUUUGUUUUUUGGCAAUUGUUUAAUUGGUCUUUUCCAGACAUUGACUUCUUUUUAUAAUUUAUAUGUUCCUUUUUUUAAGUGUUAUUUGUCUAUCAGAGACGCUUUAGGCUAUAUGUCAUUGUAAUUAGUAUUUCAAAAUUAGACAAUUACCUGGGCUUGGAAAGGGAUAGUUUUGGAGAAUGGAUUUGUCUUCCAGAUCAAUUAUGAUGUUAGGAAUGGUCAUGGUUUUGCAAGUAGAUACACCCUUGUCCAACCAGAAAUCAUUACCUGUCUCAACUUCUUCCAUUGUGAUAUGGUUAGUUAAAUGGAAACCUGUAGCCUUUGGCAAGUCAUUUUAAAGCCCAAUCAAUUUCUUUUACAAGUUUGAUCUUGUUGAUUUCCAUGUUUUGUUCAAUGAAUGUAAUUUUACUGCUCUUCCUGCCGGACAAUGCUUCUACUUCUUUAUUAUUGAGAUGUUGGAUGCAGUUUAUUUAUGCUUCCAUUAAAUUUAAAACUAUGAUUGUUGCUGAUUGAACUUUUAUCUUUUUAUAGGUUUGGAGAUGUUCAGUGUGCAAAGUUAUUCUAGUUUUACCAAUAUUAUUAUUUUGUAAUGUGAUUGACUUAAUUAAUUUCCAAUUUAAAUUAAUAUUUAAAAUGUUUGACUUUGUUCAGUUGACACUUUACAACAUGUACGUUUAGAAAACCCAACUAUGUGCUUUUAAAUAAUCAUAGAAUUGGAGGACAUUCCUUCCAAUUGAAAGAUUGAAAGUCUAUUGUACUUUUGUGAUGGUGGUUGCUGUGGAUGUGUUUUAUUUUUUUAAGGAAGCUUGUGUAGUGCCAUUUUCAAUAUUUUCCUUAUUAGUAGUUGUCUCCCAUCAUAUAUGGGAAAUUUUCUGUUUAAUGCACAACCCUGUGAUUUAGACACACAUUUUUAGGAUGUGCGUCAAAUGCAAUAGUGUGUUCCUGUUGUCAUAACUCUGGACUGUGUUUUUGGUCUGGUAGUUAGACAACAUUUAGCUGAAAUGGCUCUUCCUUCCCGUCUGUGUCGUACAUGUUAUUUCAAACAUUUUCUUAUGCUUAUUAGAUUAAAAAGCGUAGACUAGUCCUGCAACUUUCUUCCUCCGUGGCCUUUCUGCUUUUCAAAGUUUCCAAGAAAUCAAAAAAAGUGAAAGCAUUAUUGAUGCCUUCAUUGCUUUUGUCACUUCGUAACUUAGGAAUACUAGUUGUGUGGGUUGCGUUAGGUACUGACUGCCCUAAAGUGGUGCUAGACUAAAUAAGCAACUUAUUUUGAACUAGCCGUUUUAUCAUAUUUGUCUCUUGACUAUCACCUUUAUAGAUUGAUUUUAUCACUUUACUAUGGAUUCUUAAUCCAUUGAUCAUAUAGUGCUUCAAGUUAAGGUCUUCCACUUAUCUCCUUAGGGACUGUGUAAUAAUCACUUGCAAUUGCAUUAAAAUCCUUGUACACCUUUAGUAUUCUGGGUCUAUCAACCAUUUUGAUCUAUAAUUUACCCAUACUUUAAAACUGGAAUGUCUAAUUAUUUUUUGGUCUCUUAAAAAUUUACUUGUAAAGCUGCCUUUUAACAGAUUACGUGUUUUUCCAUGCAAUAUAUUUCUCUUAAUUAUAGUGUGGUUACACUUCUCUAUAAGUAAACAUCAUUUGUAGUCUGCACUUUUCUAAGGCAUUUGUACUGAACAAUAAGCUAGAACUUUUUUAUGCUGCUCUCUAAGUAUAUGUUAAGUACCCACCCACAGAAAAGUAUUAGUUGAUACAAUACUAUUUUGCAAUGUUUGGAGUUGAUUUAAUCUUGUGGAUUUUCUUGCUUAAAUGAAAUAAUUACAAAAGUCAGACUUGAAUUUUUCGCUGUCAGUCCUCUACAUUUCCGUGUGUAUUGUACUUGUGACUCAGCUUGUAAUUUUGAAAAAAAAAUCCUCUUUUGUUUGUUUUUCUUUCUUUUUGGUUUCAAUGUGUUUUAAAAUCUUACUCUCAAUUAUUCUCCAGACACUACCUUUUACAUAUCCCUAUAAAAUAAUUACUCUGAGUCCGACGUUGGAAUAAAAUGAGGCAUUUUAAUAUUUUACUUAAAUACUACUGUGUUUUGUUCUAUGCCCUAAAUGUGUUUACUAUAUCUCCUAACACUGCCGGUGUCUCUUAACCAGGAGUACUUUCAAAGUUAAUGUGGUAGAGCCGUUAAAUGAAUGAACCUCCAUGUUACAUUUCUCUAUGGCUUGCAUCAUAAUUGCCAUUUUACUGUGGCUCAACCAUGUUCUCAUUGCAAAAUUGUUUUAUGUAGGUUUUAAAACAUUCCAUGCAAUAUUUGGGAAGUACUGUUAUACUUUUCUGGCUCAUGGAACAUUGAAAGAACAAUAUUCAUUGUUUGUGGAACAGGCAAAAAUUAGGUCAUACCAUUGUCACAUGUUGUCAAUGUAGUAAAAGUUAGUGUUUAUAGGGUCAUUGAUGACAUGUCAGUCUUUCACACAGGAUUACCUCAGUUUAUUCUUUCAUUUCUUGCUAUACAUCAAGUAGUACUGAGUGAUUGAACGAGAAGGUUUAGAGUAUUGUGUGGAAUUUUUGCUGUGAUUGUUGUUCGAAAUUUCUCAUUGACUUGUCAAUCGUCAUGUACAUCAAAACUUUACAUGUAAAUUUUUACGAAUGACUGAUCAUAAUCCUCUGCUAUCUACACACUUUAUGGUUAACCUUUGAGCAUUAGACAUUAGGUUCAAGUUUAAAAGAUAAAAAAUCUUUCUUUUGUUGUUUAGUAUUCAUUUUAUGUUUAUGUUCCAUGGUACCUUCUUUAUUUCUUGGUCUGUUGCCUAGUCAUGUCGCCAUCUAUAGGCUGUAAUAUAUUGGGACCUGAUUUCAUUCACAUUGUUGUACUUUAUCACCUAAUGUGAAUUGUAAAUGGACCAAUUGAAAUAGUUUUAAAAAAAAUCCCACCAACUCAUAAUUAGUUUUCUUUGUUCAGUUUGUUUGUUAUGUAUGUAAAGGGAAUAGAACUAUAAAUAAAUGUCCUUGUGCUGUUUUUGAA